Hibiscus syriacus is the source of this 768-nucleotide messenger RNA. RefSeq names its product pentatricopeptide repeat-containing protein At3g61360-like. NCBI's taxonomy places the organism in Eukaryota, Viridiplantae, Streptophyta, Magnoliopsida, Malvales, Malvaceae. Gene Ontology annotation, molecular function: protein binding. The record is from RefSeq and is a predicted model, not a curated record. Gene Ontology annotation, biological process: RNA splicing. The transcript has a single exon. Bases 1 to 615 code for a protein of 204 amino acids.
AUGGCUUCUUUAAUGAAGAAGAAGAAAUCCAGUUUAAUUAUUCAACUUUCAAAAGCAAAUCUCUCCUUGUUUCUCUUCGUUGCUCACAAAUCAUCAACCCCAUCUCCUCUAACCCCCGAAAUUGACAGAGUCACUAGAAUAAUCAACGACCAUCCCUUCCCUGAGAAACCACUCCAACCGACCCUUCUACGGAAAAUCCCACCGGUUUCCCUUUCUCAACCUUUCGUUGAAAACGUUCUCGGUCGACUCUUCGCUGCACACUCAAAUGGAAUAAAAGCAUUGGAGUUCUUCAAUUAUUCAAUCCACCAUUCCCAGCUCGCUCCCAGCGUGGAUGCUUUCGAGAAAACGCUCCAUAUCCUCACACGGAUGCGCUAUUUCGAUAAAGCUUGGGAAUUGAUGAUGGAUAUGAAGCGUUCCCACCCUUCUUUGCUUACCCUUAAAUCGAUGAGCAUUAUGUUAGCCAAAAUUGCUAAAUUCCAAUCCUAUGAAGAUACCCUCGAAGCAUUCAAGAGGAUGGAGACAGAGGUUUUUGCCGGGAGGGAUUUUGGUACCGAUGAGUUCAAUGUUCUGCUUCGAGCUUUUUGCUCGGAGAGGGAGAUGAAAGAAGCAAGAUAGGUUUUCCAGAAGAUACCAUGACUAUUUUGCUCUUGGGAUUCAAGGAAUCUGGCGAUGUUACUGCAAUGGAACCCUUUUACCACGAGAUGGUUCGAAGAGGUUUUAAGCCGAACUGUAUGACGUACAACAUUCGAAUCGAUGCUUACUAUAAGA